AUUUCGUUGUUCGUUUGUGCUUAAUAAACACAGAGAUGCAGACAGUUUGUCAGAUUUACAUCAGUGAAACUCACGCUCCAGUAAUGGCGCCACGAGCCUCCGUAUUUAUUUGAUACGAUAAGAAAAGAUUAUUCCAGAUGGAGUAAAAACAACCCGGUACAGACGAGUAAACAGCUGUUUUGUAUUCUGAUUAAAUAACAGCUUUAGGUAUGUGAGUUUAAACGCAUGUCUUAUGUAUGGUAAUCAUGUUUUAUUACAGUUUGACUGUACGUUACUCUUUAAACUAUUUACAGAUUUCUGUGUACCCAAUUGCAUUAUUUACGUCGUUUUAAGAAUUAUGAUUGUUUUAUGUGAAUUUUUAUGCAGUGAAGUUUUGAUUUGUAUUGUGUCGACAAAGUGGGUGUGUACGGCGGUCCUCUGCUUCACACUAAACGUGCACAUUGUUUUGCGCUUUUAUUUAAGUCUAAUUUAUCGUAAUGUUAAGUACGUUUGUUUAUGAAUGUUUAUGUAUUUUUCUGCAUGAUUGAAAGGCAUGGAAAGCUAACCCGUGCAGAUAAGGGUAUCUGUGAUAUAUACUUUUCAAACUUUUUAAAUCUCCAGCAUAUACUGCAUUAUUAUGAACUCUCUCUAAAUUAUUUUGACAUUUAAAUGAUAAAAAUUACGCGUAGACGAUAACCGCUUCUCACGUGGCAGCUCUCCGUGACCAAAACGCACCAGUGCGCUUACUACAUACAUACAUACAAUUCGUAAACGAAUCCUUUUUUGAGUCGAUUCAAUAAAGUAGUCUGUAUGAUUCGAUCGCGACACUGGGGCACACUAAAUAAUAGACACUUGCAAUAAACAUACUUAUCAAUAACGUAAUAAACAGCAAUAUAUACGUACAUACGGUUUAAUUGGAACGUCGAGACGUAGGAACCACGUGAUGGCGUCAUUACUCGUUGAUGAAAAACGGACUGUUCGAAAGAACCGAUUCGCAGAAAUGAGUUUAAUUUAGCACCAGUAUUACAGGCGAACCAUAAUUAUAUUCAACGUCAUAUACACACAGACUCUUAUGAAUAAGUCUAAACAUAGCAGGAAUAAAAGGAUCUAUUGUGUAAGAGACAGUGAAAUGGAGGUCGUGCGCUAGCGAUUAGCUAAAGCUAACUGAUCAGUAUCUUAAAUACAAGAGCUCCAGUCAUCAUCAUAGCAAACAGAUAUUCUGUUUGAAAAAUAGUGUCUCUCUGCUAUGGAGGAGAGUGUGAGCCCUGAGCUGGCUCAAGCCCCUGAGCCUGAGCCCAGCCAGGAUCCUGUGGAUACCAGCUCACAAGAACCAACAUCGGUCUCGGAAGAAGUCAAAGAUCAAAAAGACCAAGGUGAUGUUAGUGAAGACAAAGUAGAGGACCCUGACAAAUCCACAAAGCCCUCGCGUGAGUUUAAGAAGACUUGGGGCUUUCGUCGGACCACCAUUGCUAAGAGGGAAAUCCCUGGAGAAAUGGCAGCAGAGACCCCAGAGGGCAAGGGCGCCCCAGUGCGUCGUAGCGGCAGGCAGGCAAAGCGCACGGACAAACUGGAAGAGUUUCUGGUCACUGUGAAGCGAGGAAGAGGAACGGGCAGGAGAAGUUGUCCCUCACGACUUGAGGGAGGUGAUCCUCCAUCCCAGACCCCAACAGAUGCCGAAACGGCUUCCGAGGCCAGCUUUGACGGAAAUGCGGAAGCCAAAGCAGAGGAACAGAAAGUACCCUCACCAGAGAAAAGGAAAAGGGGCCGGGGAAGGACGAGGAGGGCAGUAAAGCCUAAAGCAGACGGAGGCUCGGUGAGUGAUGACGGCAGCUCUGAAAACGAAGAGGAGGCUGGAAGCGAAGUAACCAAAGAGACUCAAGAAAACAUUGAGACUGGGGCCAGUGCUGAAGAUGAAAAGGAUGUAGAAGCAAAAAAGGAACAAGUGAUGGAUGUGGUGAUGAAAGAAGAGGAAGAUGUGGAGGAGGGUAAUAAGAGCAAAGAGGUGUCCUCAAAUGAGUCUGUAAAUAGACGUCCUACCAGAGCAGCCAGUAAAGAUUCUAAAAGAGACACUAAACCAAAAGUAGGAGUGAAGCUCCGCAAAGAGAAGAAAGAGGAUGAGGACGACGAUGAUGAUGAUGAUGAUGACGACGACGACGACGACGAGUCGUCGUCCAGUGAGUGCGACAGUGAUGGUUAUGACCCCAAUGCACUUUACUGCAUCUGCAGGCAGAAACACAACAAAAGGUUCAUGAUCUGCUGCGAUCGCUGCGAGGAGUGGUUUCAUGGCGACUGUGUUGGCAUCUCUGAGGCACGUGGCCGACUGAUGGAGAGAAACGGAGAGGACUAUGUCUGUCCAAACUGCUACACACAGAAAGGACAGAUUUCCAAGGCCGGUUCCUCCACAGCAGCUGCAGAGAAUGGCAAACGGCCAGUAGCUGGCCUUCGUAAAACUGAGACCGGUCUCACUACACCAUCUAGCACUUCUGCAGCCACCACAGAGGAGAAAGCUUCUGAUGACCUGGGUAUCAAGGGCAGGAUCGAGAAGGCUACCAAUCCUAGUGGGAAAAAGAAAAUAAAGAUUUUCCAGCCGCAGGUGCCUGCAGUUGAGGGAUCUUCCCUCCCAAAGUGCAUCGGCCCUGGCUGUGAGAGAGAUGCUCUCCCUGACUCUGUCUACUGUGGGAACGACUGCAUACUCAGACAUGCUGCUGCUGCCAUGAAGUCCAUCACCACGGAUGGAAAAGACUCCAAACAGAAAGAGAGGGGCAAGCCCAAAGCGCAGAAAAAGACCACAAAUAAAUCACCACAGAAGAGGAGUUCUGGACCGGAAAGGAGGUCGUCUAACCAAGCUGAGGAGGAGGAGUCAGAAUCUGGGACUGAGGAAGAUGAUGAUGAUGAAGACAAGCAUGCAGAGGAGCAUCCGCCGCCUCCGGCCAUGUCAUCCUGGUCCAGUGACCAUAAUUACAUUGCAGUAACGCCAGAAAAGACUACACCCAUAUCAGCAUCUGUGUUAAACAAAGCGUCAGCUCCCCAAAAAGACAAAGAAAAGGAGGGCAACGAAGAAGUCAAACCAGAGAAGGAGACUGCAUCCGCAGACAAGAAACCCCCUGCUUCAAAUGUUGCUCCCAAAGGUGGAAAGAAGUCUCCUGGCUCCAAGGGGACAAAGACAGCUGCUACCACCUCUUCUUUUCCCAAAGGCAAAACAAACGCACCACCUUUGAGCAGUGGCAGAGAGUUAAGAAAACAGCCCACACCACAGGGCAAAGUGAAGAAGCCUGGACCUCCCCCACCACCAAUUCCGGUUUUAUCUCCUUCAGGCCCCCCAGGAUCUCGCCACCAUGUCUCUGGAGCUCUUCGCGUUGGCAAAAGCACCUUUACUAUCCCCAAAAAACAGCCACAGACAGGGCAAAAGGAGUCUACAGAGCCUGGUCCCUCUCCCACCACUAGAACCCCACCUUCACCAGUGUCAUCCACCCAACACCCAUUGCCUAAACCAACCCAGCCCGCUGCACCUGUUGCUCUUCCACAGCCACCACCCAACAACCAGAUGAGAUCCAACAUCAGACGAUCACUGACUGACAUCUUGUAUAAAAGAGUCAGUGACAGUGAUGAUCUCUCCAUGUCUGAGAGUGAAGUGGGAAAGUUGUCCGUCAGCAUUGAGAAGGAGAUGUUUAACCUUUAUUUGAACACUGAUAACAAGUAUAAGAACAAGUACAGAUCCCUUAUGUUUAACCUAAAGGACCCCAAAAACAAGGGCCUGUUCUAUCGCGUGGUUGGUGGCGAGAUCAGUCCUUUCAGGCUGGUGAGACUUAGUCCAGAAGAACUUCUUUCCAAGGAGAUGUCAGACUGGAGAAAAUCUGAGGUCUCUGAGAGUCUGGAUAUAAGUGGAAGAUCCCAGCCUAAAAGUGGAUCCAGACAGGAGGGUGCUCCCCCAGAUGUAGACAUGGAGGAAGCUCCUCCUCCUAUGUCUGAUGGAGAUGUAUGUAUGCCUGCCACUUCCCAAUCUCCCCACUUGGCUUCUGCUGCUGACUCCCAAGAGGACACGCGGCCUACUUCUGCACAACAACCACCAGUCUCUUCUGGUAAAGGCAGCUCAAUGCCAGACAUCUUCAGUAGUAUGCUGAAAGACACUACAGCAGAGCACAGGGCUCAUCUCUUUGACCUGAACUGCAAGAUCUGUACAGGCCAGAAAUCUGCAGAUGAUGAACCACCAUCUAAAAAAACCAAAAUGUCUGCGCCUAAAAAGCCAGAGCCGUCUUUUAAGUCUAAACCAGAGCCAAGACCAUCUAAAUCCCCUGCUGAUCUUCCUCAAGGUUCCUCUCUUUCUGGUGUUGAAAUGCCUUUGCCUGAUUCUACGUCGCAGAUGGAGGAUUCAAGCAGUGUAUUUCCUGUGGUUCAGCCCCCAGUCUCUGCUGCUGUACCAGCAGUCUCUUCCGUUACAAUAACUCGAAGGGAUCCUCGUACUGCAGGCCACCGGUCAUCUGUGCCUCACAUAGUUCCUGAUAUUCCUGCUAUGCCAGCAAAUAUUCCUGUCCCUGUUGAACCUGUGGUUGUAGAAGCAAAAGGUCCUUUGCCUAUGCCCCCUCCUGCCCCAGCAUCUCUAGCCCGACCUGUGAUACCAAAACCAGCCUCUUCACAAGAUCUGCGCAAUUAUGGGUCCAGUACAACCAGUGUGUCAGAGCCCACUCCUGAGGGUGAAACCGCUUUGUUUUUGUCUGGACAAGAGAUGAUGUGGAAAGGAUUCAUAAACAUGCACUCUGUUGCCAAGUUUGUCACAAAAGCGUAUAUGGUUUCAGGAUCAUUUGAGCAUAUUAAGGAGGACUUGCCUGACACCAUUCAUAUUGGCGGUAGAAUAUCACCACACACUGUUUGGGAUUAUGUGGGAAAGUUGAAGACUUCACUGUCAAAAGAACUCAGUCUCAUUCGUUUCCAUCCAGCAACUGAAGAGGAGGAGGUGGCGUAUGUGUCUCUUUUUUCUUAUUUCAGUAGCCGUAAGCGGUUUGGAGUAGUGGCAAACAGCAACAAGCGCAUUAAAGACCUUUACCUCAUCCCUCUGAGCUCAAAAGACCCACUUCCUGCAAAACUUCUGCCAUUUGAUGGACCAGGUCUGGAACCAGCUCGCCCCAAUCUCCUCCUGGGGUUGUUGAUUUGCCAGAAGGACAAGAAGCGUUCUGGAGCCCCUCUAGAGAAUGAGGAGAAACGUUCUAAAACUCUAAGAGAUGAAGAGACAGGCCUUCCAAAACCAUCCACUGUUGGUAAAUCUGAAAUUAAACAGGACAAAGUUCUUCGAUCUAGUCUGGAUGCCAUAAGCACAACUCCCCCAGGCACCCCUCCACCCCUCACUGCUGCUGAGUCUUCAAGUUCUGUCUCUUCUGUGUUUUCCAUACUCUCCUCUGUGAAAGCACCUGGUAUCAGCACUAGCACAGGCAGUAAUUCUCCAUCCUCCAAUGUCUCAGCACCAUCAACAGCCACUCCACUUCAGACUAUCCUGAAAACACUUUUUGGUAAGAAGAAGCAAGAUUCUGACAUCUCGUUAUCACCUUCAGAUCAAAGUGCUGUAGAUGUCUCUGUGCCCAUGCUAGAUCCAAUUGUACAGCAGUUUGCAGUAACCAAGGGUAGAGAAGUAGAAGUACAGGACGAUAGACCAUAUGAUCCUGAAGAAGAAUAUGACCCAGCUGUUGGCUAUGGUGCAGAAAAUACCCAUCAUACAACAAAAGUAUUGGCUGCCAUUAAGCAAACGGAGGUCACCACUAUGAUGGAUGAUGUUGCUUAUGACCCUGAAGAUGACUCUCUUUUUAAUGACGCUGGGGUUGAUCCAGGUGCUAAAAAAUUAACUGAGCAUCAAAAAGUGCUUGAAGACAAACAUAUUGAGGAACAGAAGCACGAGGAAGCAGUUCAUCAGCAAAUGCCAGAGACUUUGGUUUCUCAGCCUGUUACAAGUCUCUUAGCUAACAGUCAAUUGCUUCAGCUUGGUAAAAAGGUUGAAGAGUUGGUGGCAAAGAGUACAGCUGCUCCAGUUAUUAACCAGAGAAGAGACCCAAGGCAGAGUAGAGACCCUAGACAAGCAGCUGCAAGUAGAAGGCAGACUUCUGAUUCCACAGAGACAGAGGAUGAAUCUCCUGUUACUACAGAUAAACCAUCUCCACAAGAAGCUACAAUGAUAGAGACAUCACUAACACAAGCUUGCAUGGCCGCAGACACACAAACUGCACAGCUGGACUCUACUGAAGAUACAUCAGUAGAGGAACCUUCUGCAACCGCAGAUAUUCCCGUAUUGCAAGUUACUGCCACUUUGGAUUCCGUGCAGCCUGCCAUCCUGCCCCCAGAAGCAUCCAAUUCUGAGGAGAAAGUUGAGAGGGAGGAAGCAAGCAAGAGUGAAGUGGUGCCUUUUCUUGAUAUAGAGAGCACAGAAGUUUCUAUUCCAUUACUAGGGGAAAAGAUUGAUCCAGAGUUAGUGGAAAGCUACAUGGAAAAAGAACCUGAAGAGGAACCCAGAACAAAGGAUGAUCCUAUUGAAUCUGAGAUUAAAAGUUUUGAGGAGGUUUGGCCUAAUUCUGCCAGCAUUUUAAAAGCUGAUUCAUCCAUUGGACAGUCUGUUUUAAAAGCUGAACAAGUUUCAUCCAUUGGCCAGCCUAUUGAGACUACUGCAACCACAUAUUAUAACAUUUCAACUAUCAGUACUUUAUCUACAUCCGUACACUCAGGGGUGCCACAAGAUGUCAUCCAAGACAACUCAUCUUAUAUGGAUUCUCACAGUUCCCAUAUACAGCACAUACCGACAACAAAUCCUGCUAACAUUCCACCUCCAAUAUCUUUUCCUCCUCCAAUUGGGCCUCCACCUAUUCUUGGUCCACCUCCCAUGCAAGGCCCACCACCAAUGACUGUUCCACCACCCAUGCAUCUCCCUCCACCAAUGUCAGGACCACCACCAAUGCAGAUUCCCCCAAUGCAAGGUCCACCUCCUCCCCUUGGGGAUAAUGAUCAUUCUCAGUAUCCACCACAUGGUUCAUAUCCACCUUUCCAGAAUCAGUGGAGUAGCAGUUCUCAGUUUGAUGCUGCUCCAAGAGGUCCACCACCUCCAAAUUUUACACCAAGAGGACCACCUCCAUUCCAACCAAUUGGUCAGAGAGUUCCUCCUCCUCAGAUAUUUGAUAAUUCUAUGAAUUCAAUGCCCCCUCAGCAUAUUGGACAAAGAGGCCCACAUCCAGGGCCUCCACUACCUGGGCCACCCCCUCCCAGCUUUGAAGUACAAAGGUUUAAUGGGCCUCCACCCCCUUUUAGCUUCUCUGCACCUAGGGGCCCACCUCCACCAUUUGCUGCCCCCCCUCCAAAUCACUUUGAUAAUAGAACUCCACCACCAUCCCACUUCCCGGGGCCAAGAGGCCCACCUCCACUUCAUAACAUUGGGGAUCAUGGACCUCCAUCUAACAUGUCAAGAGGACCUGGUGAUCAGUUUGAAGAUGGUGGAAACUCCUAUCAUCAAGGAAUGGAGAAGCCCCAGAUACCCUCACAAAGGCCUCCUUUUAGGGGACCACCACCAAACCACUUUGAUGGACGAAGAGGACCGCCUGGUCCUACAGGUGAAAUGUCAGGACAGCGAUUUCCACCUCCAAACCAAUUCCGUGGUUCACCUCAACACAGGGGAUCAUUUGAGGAACCACGGGGAAAUUCAUCUCAAGACUUUGAUAGGCACCGGGGACCAUCAGUUCAGCAGUUUGGUGGCCCGAGAGGUCCACCACCAGGGCAUUAUGAUAAGGAAGCUGUUGGCCAGCCAACACGAUUUAACUACAAUGAUGAUAGCCCAAGUGAUGUUAGAGAUGUUAGACCUGUUCGUGGACCUCUGCUUCCAACACCACCUGAAGGUCCGAUCCCAAUACAGAAUCGUGUAGGUGGACACAGCCCAGACACCCACCGUGAUGACCACUGGAGACGUCACUCCCCUGAAAUGAGGAGGCGAAGCAGUUCCAACAGAGAUAGUGCAGAGCCACAUAACCGUCCAAGUAGAUUUGAUGGUGGUUCGCGUGACAGAGAUGCCCCCUCAAGAUUGUCUGAAGAGAGGCAGCGUGACUUGUCCGAAGAUAGAAGGAGAGACAGAGACAGAGAAGGUGGUCAUGGUGGACGAUCAUGGGGCUGGAACAGGGAACAUGAGCAUGACCGAGGCAGAGAAAGGGAUCGUGAAAGAGACCGGAGUAGGGAAAGAGAAAGGGAACGGGGUCGCAGCAGGGAAAGGGAAAGAGAACACAGUAGAGAGAGGGAUCGCAGAGAGUCUGACCGAUACAGAGAUGGAGAUGGAGACAAGAGGAGAGACAGGGAACGAGACAGAGACCGUGGCAGGGAGAGAGAUCAAGACCGAAAAGACCAUGACCGUGACAGAGCAAAGAAUAGAGACCGAGACCGUGACAGAGAUCGAGACAGCAGGGACAGGAGAAGAGAACGCUCAAGGAGUCGUGAUCGAGAGCGUGGAAAAGACCGUGACAGAAGAGAUCGGGACAGAGAACGGGACAAAGACAGAGGCAAGGAGAAAGACAGAGACAGACGGGACAGAAGCAGGAGCAAAGAAAAGAAAGAUGAAAGAAAAGAAAGAUCUGACAAUUCAAGGGCAAAGUCUACAGAAUCUGAAAACCCAUCAUGAAGGUCACUCAUCUUGACUGUUGACUGACACAAUUUUUUUUCUUUCUAAAUUUGCAUGGGUUUGAAUGUUGCGUUUGAAAGUCCCUUUUGUACUUUCCUUGCUGAAUAUUUUAUGCUUUUUACUUACAAGUCCUUGUUGUUGAUAACAUCUUCAGAUGUACUACUCAUGUGAUGAUCAUUUUGUCAGCACAACAUAAACUCUCCCUGUACCGCUAUUUUAAAGAAAACUAUGGAAAACUUCACAGAUAAGAAAAAAACAAGACAUGUAAAUAUGUAUGUUUGUGUAUAUACAGGUAUGUUUUUAACUACUUUUUUUUCUAAAUAGAGAAGUCAUAAGCCAUAUAGCUUUAAAACUGUUUAAAGGAAAAAUGUCUUCAAAAGGUCUUUAUAUGGUAAAAGCUUAACCAGCAUUUCAUGAAUGUGUCUUACGGCUAUUGUUAAUGAUUGACCUGAAGGCACUCCAGAUGUUCAUUGCAUUUGUUCAAUAAAUUCUCUGUGAUUAUAAUAAA
This is a messenger RNA of Ctenopharyngodon idella (grass carp), 9116 nucleotides long. RefSeq names its product death inducer-obliterator 1 (gene dido1). The record is from RefSeq and is a predicted model, not a curated record. Lineage: Eukaryota; Metazoa; Chordata; Actinopteri; Cypriniformes; Xenocyprididae. Bases 1226 to 8608 code for a protein of 2460 amino acids. Gene Ontology annotation, biological process: positive regulation of DNA-templated transcription; DNA-templated transcription; apoptotic signaling pathway. Gene Ontology annotation, cellular component: Set1C/COMPASS complex; nucleus. The transcript has 17 exons.